Molecule: messenger RNA, 452 nt
Organism: Aspergillus eucalypticola CBS 122712
Lineage: Eukaryota; Fungi; Ascomycota; Eurotiomycetes; Eurotiales; Aspergillaceae
Exons: 1
Coding region: 144-383 (79 amino acids)
Source: RefSeq, a predicted model, not a curated record
UCUUUGCUGUUCACUUGAACCCUCUUCUUCUCUUUGCUUGGACGCUGGAAAGGAGCGGGGACAUUUGAACAUUACAUUGUGUACACCAAGGGAAGCGGCACUUGGAUCAUGGGAUACCUGGCGUAUUGUGGUUGUGCCGAAUCAUGGAGUGGAGUGUGCUGGUUUUGAUGAUAUCCACGUUUGGGAUCAAGGAGUUUGGAAUUUUCUGUAUAGUUUUCCUUUGUCAAGUCUAUGUGUGCAUGGGGUUAAUGAUGCUUGUACGGGCUAUAUCAUAUAUAUUGAUGGCCAGAUCGACUGGACGAUCGGCCAAUGAAGGACUGGUUCCCUCAUACAUGCCAAAUAUUUUAUUAUACAAGGGCGCACACACCGGCCUCCCACAUUAGUUAUAUAAAGUCAACUUAACAAUAUAAUCCAUUUAUCUAUCAACCGACGUUUUCUGGGCUCAUGCUGUA